AUGGAGGCCAAAAUUGCCAUCAUAAAGUCCUUCUUCGAUGAGGGGAUUUUGGACAAACAAUUUUGCAUGCUUCAAGAACUGGAAGAUGAAGGAAACCCAGACUUUGUGGAAGAGGUCAUAACCUUAUUUAUCAGAGACUCAACCAAAAUCAUUGCUACUGUGGAGCAGAUGAUGGUUAGGACCCAAGUGGAACUGACUAGAACUUGUUUGGUGCAACGCAAUAUGCAAGGGGCCAGUGCUGCCUUGGACAACCUGAAGAGGGAGCAAGCCAUUUUCAAGGCCAAGCUUGAGCAUUAUUUCAAGAUGCUGAGUGAAGCCGGGUCGGGUAAGGCGUCGGAGCCUCCGAAGUGA
Tripterygium wilfordii is the source of this 351-nucleotide messenger RNA. Its product is annotated as pseudo histidine-containing phosphotransfer protein 5-like. Lineage: Eukaryota; Viridiplantae; Streptophyta; Magnoliopsida; Celastrales; Celastraceae. The record is from RefSeq and is a predicted model, not a curated record. The transcript has 5 exons. Gene Ontology annotation, cellular component: cytoplasm; nucleus. Bases 1 to 351 code for a protein of 116 amino acids. Gene Ontology annotation, biological process: phosphorylation; cytokinin-activated signaling pathway; phosphorelay signal transduction system. Gene Ontology annotation, molecular function: protein histidine kinase binding; histidine phosphotransfer kinase activity.